AUGGAACCAGGAAAUUUAUCCUCAGAUCAUCUCACCUACCUUCGUCAAGCCCUCGACUUAGCCCGACUCUCUCCACCUAAACCUACCAACUUUCGCGUUGGCGCACUACUUCUCAAUGCUUCAACGAACACUAUUAUCGCAACAGGUUACACACUAGAAUGCCCUGGCAACACGCACGCAGAACAAUGUUGCUUCAUAAAGCUCUCGCAAGAUCUUAAUACACCUGAAGAGCGGCUUGCAGAUGUUCUGCCUGAGCAUACGAUAUUAUAUACCACAAUGGAACCAUGCGCAAAGAGGUUGAGCGGCAACGUGAGUUGUUUGGAAAGGAUCUUGAAGCUGAGUGAAGGCGGAAAAGGAAUUCGAAAGAUAGUGGUUGGUGUGAAAGAGCCGGAGAAAUUUGUAGGCGAGAACGAAGGGAGAAGAAAGUUGGAAGACGCGGGCAUUGAGGUAUUACUGGUGGAGGGAUUGGAGGAAGAAAUAUUGAAAAUUGCUACAGCAGGGCAUGUUCCGGCGUCUGAAGGAUGA
This is a messenger RNA of Sclerotinia borealis F-4128, 525 nucleotides long. Lineage: Eukaryota; Fungi; Ascomycota; Leotiomycetes; Helotiales; Sclerotiniaceae. The record is from the annotation of a GenBank genome assembly.